Messenger RNA from Cuscuta campestris, 1866 nucleotides. Lineage: Eukaryota; Viridiplantae; Streptophyta; Magnoliopsida; Solanales; Convolvulaceae. The record is from the annotation of a GenBank genome assembly.
AUUGAGUCAGAGGAGAUGCAAGGAUGGCACGCAAAUGUUUGAUCAUCAGAUUUUAAAAUGUGUCAUGAUUUGAUUAUUAUUGUACUUCCGCAUUACUCUGAAAAUAUUUUUAAAUGGGUCGCGAUCCAGAGUCUGUAAAUUUGAUAUUUAUAAGUAAUUGUCAUUUUCAAAUGUCAAGCGAAAUUUUUAUUUAACUCUCGUUUCACCUUAAUUCGUGUAAUUNGCAAAUGUUUGAUCAUCAGAUUUUAAAAUGUGUCAUGAUUUGAUUAUUAUUGUACUUCCGCAUUACUCUGAAAAUAUUUUUAAAUGGGUCGCGAUCCAGAGUCUGUAAAUUUGAUAUUUAUAAGUAAUUGUCAUUUUCAAAUGUCAAGCGAAAUUUUUAUUUAACUCUCGUUUCACCUUAAUUCGUGUAAUUUCGGGUUAUACGGAUUGGGGUGUUACAGAUUUCCAAAGAGAAUUGAGGGCUCUAGAUCAAUUUCAGUCCCAAUAGGAAUGAAUUUUCAGUUGCUCAGAGUUUUCACAUUAAACCUUCAAGAAUUCUACCGUGGUGCACUUGAGAAAUCGAGACUAUGCUCAUCUAUUGAGGAUGGUUGUAGGGCAGUUGAGAAUACGUCAAUAUUAUGCUCAGUUGAUGCUAGCAGUAUGUCAAACAUAGGAUGUGGAGACUGGUUACCACCCUUAGUGAAACCAGUUUACCAAGAAGUUUCAGCUUCCAACUCUUUUCUUAGUUGGGAAAAUGAAUCUAUCAAGAAGCCCAAAGCUGUUGAAAGAGAAUUUGCAUUGCUUUGUACUGGUCCAAGUUUAGACUUGGAUGAGCACUCAUGUUCUAAGUGUUUGUUUGCAAUGGACACCGAGUCACUUACUUCUGAGUUCGGUUUACAUGCUCUCAGUAGUGCAAUCCCUGCCCUUCGUGCAGAUCAGAGUUUAACAGGAUUGGAUAAGGAAGACGACACUCUCCUCUUUAAAGAACACUGGGAGGGAGCAGAGGCAGACAUGGGGUGUGAAGCACCUCUCGACCGACAAUAUAUUACAUCUCAAGCAGUUCUUACUUUCAUUCCCUGCUCCCUUAAUCCAUUCGGGAUUCUUGAAUCAAGUGAGGACCAUGAGGAAACCCUAAAGGCAUGUAAUCUCAACAGUGGAGGUGACAACCUGAUGGAUUUAUUUAAUUGCUCCUCUACUGCAAGGAUGAUGAAACUAAAUGCUCUUGAGGAUGCAGGCCCGGAAUUUGAAGAACCUGCCCUAUACACUCACUCAGAAGGAGAGAAAACUGUUUUUAUUGACUCUAAGCUUGAACCUUUUAGAAUCAUAACUCCUAGUUCCUCUAAAAUGUCAUUGCAGCUUCCAAAAUUAGCUAAGGGUAAGGCAACCUACUCACCUUCUCAUAUGGUUACCAGAAGUAGAGCUAAGAUGAUAGCAGCAGGAAGGAAAGAGCACCCCAUUAAGGGAGUUGACACAUCUGAUGAGGAAAGAGAAUCUUUCGUAGAAGGCAUCCGCUCCGCUUUCAAGAGGAGCUGUCCGUCAAUCAAAACGACGGAUAUCCAAACCUGCACUCCAACCCCGAAAUGCCAAAAAAAGAAGGCAAAGAUGAAACUCAAACAGGCUCGGGCUGAGGAGAUAGCACACUUAGCCGUCAAUGGGAAGAAUUCACUUGAUACUGAGAAUUUUGAGGAGUUUGAGGAUGAUUUGGAUAACUUGGAGUUCUUCUAACUCUUUUCUCCUUUUUCAUAUUUUCCUCGCCCAUUAGGGGCAGAAUAUCAGGACUUUAUUUUAUUUUUUUAGCUUUGUUGGGCCUUGUUUGGGUUUAGCCCACCCUAUCCCUUUGUACUAUUUAUUUCAUCUUUAAUUUAAUAAGAUAGAGCGUACCUG